GACGCCCGGGGCGUGGCUGCGUCGGGGGCGGGCCCAGGAUCGGCUCUGCCCUCUGAGGCCGGAACGCGGGAGUACGGGGCUGCACGCCAAGCCGGACCUCUCCCUGGACACCGCGGGCCGGACCGCCAAGUUGCGCGCUCCCGGAAGCUGCCUACCGGUCCGCGAAGGAAAAAUAAAACCCAAACUAUGGCCGUUGCGGCAUUACUAUCUGCUGCUCGGGCUCUGCGUCCGCCAAGUGGGCUUCCUGGAACUUGGACGCAGAUCAGGGACACCCACCAGCGAGCUUCACUGUUCUCCUUCUGGGAACUCAUUCCCCUGAGAGGAGAACCUCUACGAAAGAAGAAGAAGGUAGAUCCUAAAAAAGAUCAAGCAGCAAAGGAACGUUUGAAAAAGAAGAUCCGAAAACUGGAAAAGGGUGGCCAAGAGUUAAUUCCCAUUGAAGAUUUUAUUACCCCUGUGCGGUUCUUGGAUAAAUCAAGACAGCGGCCUCACGUGGCACUCCCCUUUGAGGAGAGUGAGCGGAGAGCUCUGCUUCUGAAGAGGUGGUCACUGUAUAAGCAGCAAGAGCAUGCAAUGGAGAGGAACGCCAUCAAGUCCAUGCUGGAGACACAGCAGGAAGCUCUCCAAGAACUGAGACUCGAGUCCCCAGAGCUCUACACCGAGGCCAUCAAACGGGACUCCAGCCUAUUUCCCUUUGAGAAGGAAGGGCCACAUUACACUCCACCAAUCUCUAGUUACCAGCCCCCUGAAGGCAGGUACAAUGACAUCACCAAGGUGUACGCACAGCAAGAAUUCAAGAAAUAGAGAUGAAGGCAGCUGUCCUCAGAACGUACUGCCCUUAGGAGUCAGAAUGACCAGGGCUGAAGUCUGCUUUUCACAAGAUAAAGCAUGCUGGUAAUGAAUAAAAGUAUAACCAAAAGUGUCUCUUUGUCUUGUGUUGCAAUCAAAAUUAAUUUACCCAAGGAUGGAUGGGGGUAAGAAAUGCUGCCCCUCUGCCAGGUCCUGGGAAAUAAAUGACAAAGACAUCAACCCCCUACUCUACUGGGAAACAAUACGGGUAAAAAGGAAGGUUCCAAUUGUGAAGUGAGAAAACCAUUUGUAGGAGGCACAAAGUAACACAGAAGUGGAGGUGAAAGGUGUGCAGGAUUUUGCAAGCUGGGAAGGUAUUGGCCAGGAGAAGCAACCUUCCCAGUGCAGACAGAUGGGAGAGCUACUCAGAGAGGUCUUAGAGAGUUGAGCAAGCCAGGGACACACUAGUUAAAGCUGCUUUGUAUCCCAGGAGUAUGUGAAGCCUGGUUGAAGUAGAGGGCUCACAGUGUUUUAUUUGCUGCUAUUAAUGGUAAAUGUUUUAGUCUGCUCAGGCUACCAUAAAAAAGACUAUAGGGUGGGUGCCUUAAACAGAAAUUGAUUUUCUAGAGCUACCAAAAUCGAGUUAUUGGCAAGUUUGAUUUCUUCUAAGACCUCGCUCCUCUCCUUGUUUUUUAUUUUUUGUUGUUUUGUGAUACUAGGGCUUAUACCUCAGGGCCUACACCUUGAGCCAC
Molecule: messenger RNA, 1541 nt
Organism: Castor canadensis (American beaver)
Lineage: Eukaryota; Metazoa; Chordata; Mammalia; Rodentia; Castoridae
Gene: Mrpl40
Product: mitochondrial ribosomal protein L40
Cellular component (GO): mitochondrial ribosome; mitochondrial large ribosomal subunit
Source: RefSeq, a predicted model, not a curated record